AUGUUUUGUGAACAGAUUGGUGACCCUUCUGCAUCUAUUCCUCUGGCCCAGCUUAUUAAGACGGCCAGUCUGGCUGAAGCCAAUGCUUCUGAAGAAGAUAAAAUAAAAGCUAUGAUGACACAGUCUUGCCAUGAAUAUGAUCCAAUCAAUUACAUGAAGAAACCCUUGGGUCCACCUCCACUGUCACAUACUUGCUUUCAUUGCGGAGGGCUUGGCCAUUAUAAAAAGAACUGCCCAGAAAAUAGGGACAAAAAUUUUGAGUCUGUUCCUAGAAUUAAAAAGAGCACAGGGAUCCCAAUGAGUUUCAUGAUGGAGGUGAAAGAUCCCAGUACAAAGGGUGCUAUGCUGACAAACUCUGGGAAAUAUGCCAUACCAACUAUUAAUGCGGAAGCUUACUCUAGAGGAAAGAAGGAAAAGCCUCCUUUUUUGCCAGAGGAGCCGUCCUCCUCCUCCUCAGAUGAUUCUAUUCCAGAGGAGUUGUUAUGUCCCAUUUGUAAAGAUAUAAUGACGGAUGCAGUUCUUAUUCCCUGCUGUGGAAACAGUUAUUGUGACGAAUGUAUUAGAACAGCAUUACUGGAAUCUGAGGAACAUACAUGCCCAACAUGUCAUCAAACAGAUGUUUCUCCCGAUGCUUUAAUUGCCAACAAGUUCCUACGCCAG
Pterocles gutturalis (yellow-throated sandgrouse) is the source of this 660-nucleotide messenger RNA. Its product is annotated as E3 ubiquitin-protein ligase RBBP6-like. The annotation marks the transcript as partial. Gene Ontology annotation, molecular function: nucleic acid binding; ubiquitin protein ligase activity; zinc ion binding. The transcript has 6 exons. Lineage: Eukaryota; Metazoa; Chordata; Aves; Pterocliformes; Pteroclidae. Gene Ontology annotation, biological process: protein ubiquitination; ubiquitin-dependent protein catabolic process; mRNA processing. Gene Ontology annotation, cellular component: nucleus. The record is from RefSeq and is a predicted model, not a curated record.